Messenger RNA from Papaver somniferum (opium poppy), 1202 nucleotides. RefSeq names its product epoxide hydrolase A-like. Gene Ontology annotation, molecular function: hydrolase activity. The coding region runs from base 122 to 1072 and encodes 316 amino acids. The record is from RefSeq and is a predicted model, not a curated record. Lineage: Eukaryota; Viridiplantae; Streptophyta; Magnoliopsida; Ranunculales; Papaveraceae. The transcript has 4 exons.
GAUAAUGAUUGUUCAACUAUAUAACAUUAGGAUAGUUUGUUGUUCAAUAUCACAUUUCAAAAUUAAAUUGCACGGUGAAAUUAUUCUGGUCAUCGACAAUCAUUAAGAGAGAAAUCUAGCAAUGGAUAUGGACGGAAUAGAGCAUAAGAUGGUAGUGGUUAACGGCAUAAACAUGCACGUAGCAGAGAAAGGAGAAGGACCAGUUAUUUUGCUUCUUCAUGGUUUUCCUGAGCUUUGGUACACAUGGAAGAAACAGAUGAUUGGUCUAGCUUCAUGCGGAUACAGAGCCGUGGCUCCUGACCUUCGCGGUUACGGAGACACAGAUGCACCAUCAUCUUUCACCAAGUACACAACUCUCCACAUUGUUGGUGAUGUCGUCGCUCUCAUCGAUUCCCUUGGCCUAGACAAGGUGUUCGUCGUUGGACAUAACUGGGGCGCAAAUAUUGCCUGGGCACUUUGUUUGUACCGUCCUGAUCGAGUAAAGGCUUUGGUGAACAUGAGUAUCCCCUUUAUUCCACGAAACCCUUCAACUAAACCCACCGACAGAUUGCGAGCUGCCUUUGGCGAUGAGUACUACAUGAUCCGUUUCCAGGAACCUGGAGUAAUGGAAGCUGACUUUGCUACUGUUGGUGCCGAAACAGCUUUUAAAAAACUUUAUACUACUCCAAGUCCAUUGAUACCUACAGAUAUAGGGUCAUGGGUUCCACCCAACACCACAAUAACCUUGCCGUCUUGGUUAUCUCAAGAAGACGUUGAUUAUUACAUAAGCAAAUUCGGAGAGAAAGGCUUCACCGGAGGAAUUAACUACUACCGUGCUCUUGAUCUGAACUGGGAGUUGACUGCAGCAUGGUCUGGAGCAAAAGUGCAAGUACCUGUUAAGUUCAUCGUUGGGGAGAAUGAUUUGAGUUAUAAUAACGCACCUACAAAAGCAUACGUAAACGGAGGUGGUUUCAAGAAAGAUGUUCCACUCCUUGAGGAAGUAGUUGUAAUGGAAGGAGUUGGACAUUUCAUUAACUUGGAAAAACCAGAUGAAAUCAACAAACAUAUUUGUGAUUUUUUCGGCAAAUUUUGAUUGUUUGAUUUCUUUUGAUUUUGAUUGUGACCUGUGAAUGUGUGAUAUUGACAUUUUCUUGUAUUUAAAUAAAGAGUUCGAUUUGGAACUAUACUUUCAUGUCAUGAAGGGACAUAUAAUUUUGUUUGUU